This is a messenger RNA of Stereum hirsutum FP-91666 SS1, 672 nucleotides long. RefSeq lists its product as uncharacterized. The record is from RefSeq and is a predicted model, not a curated record. The coding region runs from base 1 to 672 and encodes 223 amino acids. NCBI's taxonomy places the organism in Eukaryota, Fungi, Basidiomycota, Agaricomycetes, Russulales, Stereaceae. The transcript has 4 exons.
AUGUCUAUGAAAGGUUCCCUCAGGACCGUCGCAUUCGGCGGCACCCUCGCCGCCGUCUUCGCCACUGGCCCCGACAUCUACUUCUUCUUCGCCACGCUCGCCCCCACCCAGAGUGGCGCCUCCGUCACCGACUUCUACACCAACACCUCCACCGCCAGUCUCACCUACUCCAGCCUCAACGACCUCUCCGGAACCGACGUCGCCAUCACCGCCGGUAACAUCAACCGCAACAGCGUCAUCUUAGCCCUCGACACCGGGCCCACCAUCUCCGCCACUAUCCAGGGCUCGCCCGUCUCUGGCAGGGGUGGUACACUGCUCUCGCUCGCGGAUUAUAGCGCCUUCGUCGGCGUGUUCGCGUUCACCAACACCGUCGCUCUCAGCGUAGUCAACCUCGCCGUGUAUCACUUCCUCUCCACCCUCAGCGCCACGUCCGGCGACUUCAAAUCGGGAGCUGCUGGGCCGUUUGGCUCUGAUGCGGCGGAGGUCGAUUUUGCUAGCGUUGAUGGUUUGAGUGGACAACAGAGUCUGGAGGGAGGUAGCGAGAUAAGCGCGUCUAAGCUUAUGAUUAGGAUGAGUAAUGGGGUUAGGAUCGCGGCGACGAUAUGGCCCGGGUUGGGGCUGGUACUAGGGAGAGUUUGUCAGCCUCACAACGGUCUGAAAGUGCGCAUGUGA